CUGCCUCCAUACUGAACCACCCCUGCUUCUCAUAUCCUGCCUUCCUCAUGAAACCUUCCCUAAAUUACCCUCCUCUUCUCCCAUUUCUGUCCUCCUCUCUAUGGAUCUCCACUUUGAAUUUGUUGCUAAGUCAGUUUGUGUUCAUUCUGUGGGGUCAUUGUUCCCUAUCUGUUAUCUGUUCCCAUUUGCAGCACGUCAGUUACUUGGCCCCGGAAGUUAACUUCCAACAAUGAUAACAAUUUAAAAUAUGUCUUGUCUCAGCCAGAAAUCAGUCAGCUAUGUCCAUUGGUAAAUCCUUCCGGGGGCUCAGACUUGAGGGGACUACACAUGGGAAGACCAACAGACAAGACAGUAAGUGCUGUCGUCGCAGGAAGAGAGGGAUGAAAGAGACAGCUUGUUGGAGAUGGAACUUGAAAGCCGGGCUUAGAAGGAUGAGUACCAAUUUGUUUAAAUGAAAUCAAAAUGCAAACGUGUUUAGCAAGGAGUCUGCUCCCCUGUAGGUCCUCUCUGUAUGCUGAGUCUGAAUUUAGGGAAAGUAAAAGACUUAGCAAGUAAUGCUGAACUGUGUGAGCGGGGGGUGGUGAGAUUUAAGAGAGAAUCAUAAUUGUAUUGAUAUGUGCCCAGCAUAGCCCUAGUGCAGAGUCAGCACUCAGAAAAUGUGCAUCGUGAAAUGUUGUGAGCAAAGACCAGGAGGUGGGCCUGGGGGUCAGAGCAAGGAGAAGUGUGCACCUGAGCGGGAAAGAUAUGGUGGGACUAGAUCCUUUAAGACCUUCCCCUUGACUUGUUUUCUCCUGGCUGUUGCAGGGCAAGCUUUAGGGAGCAGGAAGGAAGAAGCACUGACCACUAUCAGAAAUUUGGUCUCAUGGCCUCUAGUUAGGGAAAUGAGCUUGGUCUGUUUGGUGGGAGUUGUUCCACAGUGUUCGAGAGACAAGAAUGCUGUGCAUUCAUACCCUGAGCUUUUCAAAGUAGGAACUUCAUCCUAUAAAGCAGAAGAGUGGUUUCCUUUUCUUCUUUUGUGGUUUCACGGAGCAAAUAUGUGACAAUCUACUUAUAGACAAAGUGAGACGUCAGACGUUGAGUGAGUGUGGGCUGGAUUUCUCGUCUCCCCUCGUUCAUCCAUUUCAUUUUACUCUUAUCGUGCUUUCCAGAAAGUUUGCCUGCUGGGAAAACCGUUUUGACAAUUUCCCGUGUUGUCAGCUCCAUAGAAUUCAGUUUCUGAGAACCAGCCAGAGGCAUGCAGUGACAUUGCAUAAUCUGCCUCUGAACCGGAGAUAUCAGCUGUGGCGCUCAAAGGAGCUGUUGCACACCACCAACAUGAAGGGAGUGAGCAUCACGGAUGGUGCGCCCAAGACACUCUUGGCCAGAGCACUUUAUGACAACCACCCUGACUGCUCCGAUGAGCUGGGUUUCUGCAGAGGAGACAUCCUGACUGUUCUGGAACAAAAUGUGCCGGAAAGCGAGGGCUGGUGGAAGUGUUUGCUCCACGGGAGGCAAGGUCUGGCCCCUGCCAACCGCCUCCAAAUCCUCACAGAGGCCCCCACAGACAGGCCCUGUCCCCCUUUCCUGAGAGGCCUGGAAGAAGAUCUCGCCAGCAACGAAGAGACCUACCAGGUGCCCACCCUGCUCCACUCCCCACCUCCAGGCCCCGUAUACGAGCAGAUGAAAAGCUGGGUGGAGGGGCCCCCGCCGCCCACCAUCCAAGUCUAUGAAUUCCCCGACCCACCAGCCAGCGCCAGAAUCGUCUGUGAAAAGACUCUAAGCUUUCCCAAACAGGCCCUCUUCACGAUUCCCAGACCCACUCGGGCUUCAUUGCCAGCUCUGCCUUCCCAGGUGUACGACGUGCCUGUCCAGAGCCGGGGCCCCCCUGCCUUGAAGGAGCCAGAAAAGCAGCAGUUGUAUGACAUCCCCACCAGCCCCCAAAAGGUGGUACUCGGUCCCCCCUCCAGCCAGCCAUGUGGCCAGAGUGUUCCCCUGACAUCAGCGAUUGCCUUAAGGAGAGGCGGCUACAACACGUUACCAAGCCCUCAGAAAUCAGGAUGGAUUUAUGACACUCCGGUGUGUCCAGGAAAAGCUGAUAUAAGAAAUGCGUCUCUAACCAGCUUUGUGGAAGAAUCAGGGCCUCAUGCGCACCCCAGGUAUAUGUCCAGUUUUCACAAUCCUCCAAAUAGCAGAGCAAGGUCGCCCACUUUACACCUGCAUAAAAAUGUGCCCAUGCAGAAAAAACUCAGCCUUUCAGAAAUUCCUUCUUACAGCAUUCCAGCCCCCUGGGACACAUUCCCUUUCGAUGACGGUGUAAGCUACAAGGUUCCUUCAAGCUUUCUGGUUCCCCGAGUGGAACAGCAGAACACCAAGCCAAACAUUUACGACAUCCCUAAAGCCAUGCCAAGUGUCCCUCAGGUUGGGAAAGAGCUGGGAAAAGCCAAUGGGGCUUCAGAGAAUUCCACGGACCAUAAUUCCUCGUGGUUCUCCAGACGGGCCACAUCGCUAUCUCCUGAAUCGAUAAUGGACAGAUUAUCCAUUUCCAGUUCUGACAGCAGAGCCAGUGUCCUUUCUUCAUGCUCUUCUACAUCCACCGACUCUUCUUCUGGCUCUUUCUCUGAGGAGUCAGUAAAGGAGCUCCCCUUGGACCUGGACUUGGCCAAAGAGACCGUAACGACUUUGCAGCACAAAGUGGCCAGCUCUGUCGCAGGCCUGAUGCUCUUUGUAAGUAGGAAGUGGAGGUUCAGAGACUAUCUGGAGGCCAACAUCGACGCAAUCCACAGGGCCGCCGACCGCAUAGAAGAAUCUUUGAGAGAAUUUCUAGAUUUUGCCCACAGAGUCUGUGGGACCACAUGUAAUCUUACCAACAGUAACCUUCAGGCCAGAAUUAAAGGUCAGCUACAGACAAUCUCCAACUCCUACCACGUCCUGCUUGAAACAAAGGAAAGCCUGGAUAGGUGCAGCUGGUCCCUGGAAGUCCUUGUGACUGACAAAGUCCAAAACAGCCUGGAUGACCUUGAGCGAUUUGUCAUGGUGGCGCGGAUAGUUCCAGAAGACAUCAGGAGGUUUGCUUCCAUUGUCAUUGCCAAUGGGAGGCUCCUUUUCAAGCAGAAUUGUGAAAAGGAAGAGACCCUGCAGUUGACACCAAAUGCAGAAUUUAAGCUUGCAGAAUGCAUCCAGCUUCCCCAAAGGGAAGUUGAAUCAUACCAAAGGAGUGCUCCUUUUAAUAAGGAAAGGGACAGUGGACACUCCCCUGAACUAUUAAAGAAAAAUGGGACAAAUGUCUAUGAACAGAAGUUGCCUAACCUAGAAGAAAAAGAAAAAUCCAUCUUGGAACAAAGGUUGGAUGAAAACAAAGACUCAGAAACACAGAAUCCUAGCUCCCUUGUCCCCCGACCUUUGAGUCAGCAGAAUCCUGAGAAGAAAAUCCACCUUUCUGAACACUGCCGGCUCUAUUUUGGGGCACUCCUCAAAGCCAUCGGCGUAUUUACCAGCAGCCUCAGCAGCAGCCAGCCGCCGGAGAUCUUUAUCUCGCAGAGCAAGCUGAUCAUCAUGGUGGGGCAGAAGCUGGUGGAUACGCUGUGCACGGAGACCCAGGAGAGGGACGUGCGCAACGAGAUCCUCUGCGGCAGCAGCCACCUUUGCAGCCUGCUCAAGAACCUCGCACUGGCCACCAAGCACGCGGUGCUCAAGUACCCAAGCCCUGCAACCCUGGGGCACCUCCAGGCCGAGGCCGAGAAGCUGGAGCAACACACGCGGCAAUUCAGAGGGACGUUGGAAUGAGCCUCCUUCCCUCUUUUCUUCUCCCCGUUAACCUCUUAGCUUCAGCCUCACAUCCACAGCCACAGAGGACUCUGUCCUAUGGGAAAAGCCAGCCUGGGGACACACCAACGAGCAGAAACAGCCACAGAGCACCAAAGCCAGUAUUACCAAGUGGCUAGGCAACCCCAGGGCACUGACUUAUCCCACAGCGAGUCAGGUCCUUGCCAAGUUUUUUAGCAUAUCAUGUAGGGUCAGUGUAUGAAGUGAGAUUGUAGAAACCAAUUUUUAUAUUGGUUAAAUGUGUGCCUGUUUUAAAUUCAUUCAUUCAAUGCUUGUUUCUUGGGCACCUACUAUAUGUCAAAUUCUAGAUGCUGAACAUAUAGCAGUGAAUCAAGUAGCAGAGGCCGUGCCCUCAGGGGCUUGCAAUCUAGAGGAGACACAGACAAUAAAGUGAUGGAGGAAUACAUAUACAAUGUAUCAGGUGUUAGGGAGAAAAUAAAGUCAAAGAGGAAGAGACUUAUUUUCAAAUGAUUAGUUUCUGUUGCAUCCGUUAGACAAUGUAAUAAGUUUUUCAUUUGGAUUGAAUUAAUUCUGUGAGAUCAAUACAAAUUAUGUAUCUGCAUCUUACACCAAAAAUAUGUAUUUGUUUGCUAUUUUCUCUUAACUGAGUUCAAGAUGCCUGUUAUAUUUGCAACAUAACAUGUUCUGUUGGGUUCCCUAUUAAUUUAUUUUGUACAUUAUAGAUUCUGUGUUGAUAAAUUCAAUAUGCUCAAUCAGAAAAGGUUUAUACCUCAACAGUCUCAAAUCUGUUUCCAUUUAUAAUGUUAUGUAAAUAGAAUCAUGAAUUGAAACAUCCUU
Messenger RNA from Diceros bicornis minor, 4599 nucleotides. It is a transcript of the gene CASS4, whose product is annotated as Cas scaffold protein family member 4. Gene Ontology annotation, molecular function: protein binding. Gene Ontology annotation, cellular component: plasma membrane; cytoplasm. Bases 1315 to 3762 code for a protein of 815 amino acids. The record is from RefSeq and is a predicted model, not a curated record. NCBI's taxonomy places the organism in Eukaryota, Metazoa, Chordata, Mammalia, Perissodactyla, Rhinocerotidae. The transcript has 7 exons. Gene Ontology annotation, biological process: cell migration; cell surface receptor protein tyrosine kinase signaling pathway.